GCUGCCAGAUUGUUCGAACGACCCGUGUACACAAAUUGCUUGCUGAUAAAAACACAAUUUGUGUAAUUAAUUGCUUGUUAUUUUUAAAAUAAUCACUUAAUCCCGAUGAAAGAGAAAGAUAUGUGAUUGGCAAGCGCUUUGGUAAAAUAAAACACCCUAAAGAUGGCCGACGCUUACUGCCUGACGAACUUUAUUGAUUUUUCGCUGUCGCUGUCGCUGCCGCUGAAACACCACAAUCGCAUCAAGUACACAUGCUUCGACAUCUCCGACAGCUAUAUCAUUUUCGGGGCCUCAUCUGGAUCACUGUACCUGUUCAAUCGGAACGGCAAAUUCCUGCAUUUGAUACCCAACAAACAUGGAGCGAUCACCAGUCUCAGCAUUUCGGCGAAUAGCAAAUAUGUGGCUUUUGCGACGCAACGAUCGCUGAUCUGCGUGUACGCUGUGAAUUUGUCCGCUCAGGCGACACCGCAGGUGAUAUUCACGCAUCUGGACCAGUCGGUCCAGGUGAGCUGCAUCCACUGGACGCAGGACGAGAAGCAGUUCUACUAUGGCGACUCCCGCGGACAGGUCAGCCUAGUUCUGCUCUCAUCUUUCAUCGGCCACAGCCUGCUGCUCAACAUGACCGUGCAUCCGCUACUCUACCUGGACUCCCCCAUCGUCCAGAUCGACGACUUCGAGUCCCUGUUGCUGGUCUCGAACUGCACCAAGUGCAUUCUCUGCAACACGGAGUAUGAGGAAUACAAGCAGAUUGGAAACCGCCCGCGUGAUGGCGCCUUCGGAGCCUGCUUCUUCGUUUCGCCGCAGGAAUCUUUGCAGCCGUCUCGCAUUUACUGCGCCAGACCUGGUAGCCGCGUUUGGGAGGUGGACUUUGAGGGCGAGGUGAUACAGACACACCAAUUUAAGGCUGCCCUGGCCACAGCUCCUGCGAGAAUACAACGGCCUGGUAGCGGCACCGAUGAACUGGACGCCAAUGCCGAGCUGCUGGACUAUCAGCCGCAAAACCUGCAGUUCGCCAAAGUGCAAAGGCUAAACGAGGACUUCCUGCUGGCCUUUACAGAGCUGGGAUUGUAUGUCUUUGAUGUGCGGCGCUCAGCGGUGGUGCUGUGGAGCAAUCAGUUCGAGAGAAUCGCCGAUUGCCGCUCCUCGGGAUCGGAGAUUUUUGUUUUUACCCAGUCCGGUGCACUCUAUAGUGUCCAACUGCAGACACUGCAAUCGCACGCCGUUUCCCUUAUACAGCAAUCCAAAUUGCUGCCCUGCGCAAAUCUACUACGCCAACAUGUGCGAUAUUUUGCAGACAAGGCUCGCGAAGAUUACGAGCUGAAGCAACUGAAUCCCCUAAAGCAGCUGCUUAUCGAACGACAGGAGUACGAACUGCUGAAUGAUAUAUCCGUGAUUUUCGAUGCCAUAACCCAGUGCACGGGCAGUGCUUUGGAUACGCAAAGUUCGGGUGGCAGCUCGGCCACCACUGAACGCAGUUUGAGCGGAGGAAGUGCAGCGAAAGCGCCACCGAAAGGAGUAUAUGUUUUGGAGAAUGCCUUUUGCGACAACCUGAAGCAGCCGCUUAAGUCUGGACACUUCAAGGAUGCCCUGUUGACGGUAACUGGUAAAUUCGGAAAGAACAUCAUAAAGUACAAGUUCAAUAUUUUCGCCGAAGAGCAGCAGCAGUUGGUCAGAGAACUAAUCCCGGCCAGUGAGCGUUCAUUGCCCUUCAAGGACAUCAAGGCGCGCUACGAGUCGGGAGCGGAGGAUCAGGAGGAGGAGAUUGUGAGCCGUUGCAGAAGGCCGGCUCCACAGGCUCCGCACAUUAGUCCCGAAGAGAAGACCCUUUACAAUCUUUACCUGAUCGCCAAGAGCGCCAAGUUUAGCCGGACACAGUGCGUCGAUCGCUACCGAGCGGUGUUCGAUGAAUAUGCAGCGGGGGAGCUGGUCAAUCUGCUCGAGAAAUUGGCCCAAGUAAUGGUGGAGCACGGCGAUACACCGGAUCAAGCGAAACGCAACUGCUACGAGAUGUACUUCGAUUACCUGGAUCCGGAGCUAAUCUGGGAAGUGGACGAUGCCACGCGGGAUCACAUAGCUGCGGGCUUUGUGCUGCUAAAUGCGCCCGAAAGUGCGGAAGUUGUUAAGUGUGAGCAUUGCUCCUUUCCACUCCGUUUCGAUACAUCCUGUCAGUAUCAUGAACUAGGAGCGGUGCUCCUGCGAUAUUUCUGGUCCCGCGGCGAGCAACUCAAGUGCUUCGAUGUGGUGCAGUCUGUUCCGGCUCUACUAGAUGUCUUAGCUAAAUUCUACCUGGCCGAGCAGAAUCUCACCAAGGUGGUGGCCAUCGUCCUCAACUACGGACUGCCGGAGCUUCUUGCGGACGUGGGCAAACAACUGAGCGUCGGGGCUUGGGGCCGCUGCUUUGAGCAGUUCGUGGAACUCCAACGGGGACGACUUGUGUGCGCCAACUGUGAAUGCAUCUCUGGUGUGGAACAGGAGCAGCUGGGCCGUCACUUCUUCUACAACUGGAACUGCUUCCUCAACAUCGCACUGGAUCACAUGGCUGCCAGAGACACGCUGGCGUUGAUCUUCAAAUGGAGUUCGUACAUUCCAAACGACGCUAUCGAUCGGGAGUUCUACUCCCGCUGCCUCCUCAAGGGCUAAUCGAUGGGACAUUACUAAAUAUAUACGAUACUAUAUAGCCAUAUUUAUUGUUCCACUAUGUAAUCUCAAGCUAAGGCCAAUACCAAAAGCAUUUAUUCUAUAUAAACAUGUACACCCACAAUAUGUAUAUUAUAAAUACGAAAGUGCAUGAAUAUAUUCGAGAAGAUUUGACCUGUAA
Molecule: messenger RNA, 2818 nt
Organism: Drosophila rhopaloa
Lineage: Eukaryota; Metazoa; Arthropoda; Insecta; Diptera; Drosophilidae
Gene: pink
Product: Hermansky-Pudlak syndrome 5 protein homolog
Exons: 3
Coding region: 163-2640 (825 amino acids)
Biological process (GO): developmental pigmentation
Cellular component (GO): cytoplasm
Molecular function (GO): protein binding
Source: RefSeq, a predicted model, not a curated record